Molecule: messenger RNA, 3479 nt
Organism: Panicum virgatum (switchgrass)
Lineage: Eukaryota; Viridiplantae; Streptophyta; Magnoliopsida; Poales; Poaceae
Product: probable 6-phosphogluconolactonase 2
Exons: 3
Coding region: 2293-3144 (283 amino acids)
Biological process (GO): carbohydrate metabolic process; pentose-phosphate shunt
Molecular function (GO): 6-phosphogluconolactonase activity
Source: RefSeq, a predicted model, not a curated record
UACGCAAUACGUUGAGGGACAGGAGGCGGGGUAGGACGAGUGAAUGCACCGUUCCGGUGAGUUCUUGAACUCGACCCGGCUCUUCUUGAUCCGUUUCCGCUCCCGUGAUCUUAGGGUUGGCUCUUGGUUUGGGUGCUACACUGGGUGGGGGCGAUUUAUCCGGCGCGCAGCCGCCGUGAACUGGAAUUCUUCCUCUCCCUCGUCAACCUCGUGCUAUUCUUGACGGAUCGUGUUUUCUUGGUACUGCCUGAUCUUGAUAGAACAUUGGUAGGAAAACGCGGCCGAAUCGUUUGCUGGUUUUGUUGCUGGUAGGGGUUUUAGAUAAUGCGGCUUGGUGCGCGUUCUAGUCGAUGGGAGAUUGAUUUUUUUUUCGGGGCGGAAUUGCGCGUUUUUAAUCCGGAUGUUUUUGUCCGGGACAGCAAAUCAGCAAUGGUGCGCUCGCCAUGGCCUUAUCCGAUUUCUUUUGGGUUCUUUUCCUCGGGAGAAAGUACGCGAGCCAUGGGGCCAAAGGCAGCAGCUUUUUCAGUCUUCAGCAUCUACUGCAAUGGAUUGUUCCCCUGCAGUGCUUCUGCUUCUUUUUCACUUUUUAUUAGCAGUAAAGUAGUUUUUGAGUGCUUUUGUUGGGAUUGGAAUCUUUGAACUGUUCUCAACUCAAAUGAUGACUGCUAGAGCUUUCAGUUGCAACUGUCCGUUCCUUAUUGCUAGUUCUGGUCCAGAGCUCUUGCAGCUUUCUCCAUUCCUUCAGCAGAACAAGAAAGACAGUUUCUGCUCUUUUAUUCGUAAUUUUGUGUUCUUUGAGUAUGUGUUACUGCUCGUAUGUGAAUCUUGUGUGUAAUGCUGAUAUCUCUCUGUCUGCUGUGCAAUCUCGUAUGAGACCUUUAGAGCUUCAGUUUUAAUCUGUGCUUUGAACUUAAUGAAGCUUAGUUUUGUAGUCUUACUGUCUCAGAUUGACUUAUGCAAUUGGGUUUGGAGCCUUGGGCUCAUAAGAGGCAGUUUGCAGGUGGAUGUUGAGUAGGUCGUUUUGCUGAGAUGCUCAUGAUCUGAUUUGUGCGAUAACCUGUUUCACUCGUUCAUCCAUGCCUAGGACUGGGUUCAGGCUUCAGCUAAUGUGCAACAUGCAGCCAGCAAGACUUCCAUAUACAGCAAUAGGAGACUCCCCUUCCCUUAAAAUUCAUACUGAAAUGUCAAAGCUAUAAUUAAUUAGGGGCUAGGGCAACAAUAGACCCCAAAGUUUUAUCUUCUUUCUUAUAAUCUUAUGGGUUAAUCAAUCCAGCUAUAUCUCUGUCACAAUCAUAUUACACAUGCAAAUUUAUGAUCCCCAAAUUGACGUGAUGCAAUCGUACAUGUUCAGUUUUUUAGGUGAUUUAAUGUUGCGUGCAAGAUCUUUCCUAGAAUACUUAAUCCUUUUGGAUGUUUGGUCAAGUUCUACAAAAUGUAAGAGUAGCUUUUUAAGCAUUUACAACUAGAAAGUUGGUGUUGUAGUUUUUGGUUGUGCUUGAAAUGUUUAGAAGAGAAAAAUAACUUGUAUAAGGAUGACAUAUUAAAGAAUGCAGCAAAAGGAACCAGCAUACCAGUUUCUAGAUUCAUGUUAGGCUACCAGUUUCCUCUAUUGUUUUUUCUCCUGCAUUCUAGAGAGAAGCUCCCUAUUGUAAUAUUUUAUUGCAGAGCAACUUCAGAAUUAUGGAGUAAUUGUGUCUUGUUUUGAUCAUGUUCAGUAAUGAACAAGAAUUAUUAGCAAAAGGCCCUGACGCCCUGUGAUGUUGCCCAUAGAUUGGCUAGCGGACACUAUGUUAUGCUUCAAUAGAUUUACUGCUAUUAAAUUGGCUAGCGGAGACUGUUAUGCUACAAUAGUUAUACUGCUGUUAAAUAUGCUACAAUAGUUAUGCUUCUAUAAUUUUAAUGCAAUUAAAUUGGCUAGCGGAGACUAUGUUAUGCCUCAAUAUUUUACUGCUAUUAAAGGGGCAAUCACUCAUGGGAUAUUGGGCUGGGUAAGCAUAGGUAAUGCUACUGUACUUAGUAGUUUGUCUUCUGUUUUCUAACAUUUUGGCCCCUUCUUGGCCAGAAACAAUAAACAAAAUGGUAUUUGAGUUGGGAGACUAUGGAUGUCUAUAAUGUUACUACUUGUAUCGUAGAUAUUUUAGAUGUACAAGUUAGUCUGCAUUUUGUAAGCUUUCAUAAUGUUAAUUAGAUCACUUCUUCUGAAUCUACUUGUGUUGUUAAUUUGCUGCUACAUCUUUCUGCAGGAAUAUUUUGGUGCAACAACUUGAUAUAGAGUUCAAGACCAAAGAAGCAAUGGAAAGGGAAUCAGCUACCACAUAUGAGCCAAAAAGGAACAGUGAAAUAAGGGUUUUUGAGAGUUUAGAUGAGAUUUCAACAGAUCUGGCUGAGUAUAUCGCGCAAAUUUCAGAAAUUUCUGUCAAGGAAAGGGGAUACUUUGCUAUUGCCUUAUCUGGAGGUCCCCUAGUCAGUUUUUUGGGGAAACUUUGUGAGGCCCCAUACAACAAGACCCUGGAUUGGUCCAAAUGGUACAUCUUCUGGUCUGAUGAACGUGCUGUUGCAAAGAACCACGCAGAGAGCAACUAUAAGCUAACAAAAGAAGGAUUCCUCGCCAAGGUACCUAUUCUUAAUGGCCAUGUCUACUCCAUCAAUGACAAUGCCACAGUGGAGGAUGCAGCAAAAGACUACAAGUUCGUCAUCAGGCAGCUGGUCAAGGUCCGCACAAUCGGCGUAUCAGAGAGCAACGACUGCCCCAAGUUUGAUCUCAUCCUCCUUGACAUGGGCUCUGAUGGCCAUGUGGCCUCCCUGUUCCCUAACCACCCUGCCCUUGAGCUGAAAGACGAUUGGGUCACCUACAUCACUGACUCCCCGCAGCCUCCACCUGAAAGGAUCACCUUCACUCUCCCAGUAAUCAACUCGGCGUCCAACAUAGCAAUAGUGGCUACUGGUGACGACAAGGCGAAGGCCAUGCACUUAGCAGUUUUCGAUGGCACUGAAGGUCCUGAGGCUCCCGCAUUGCUGCCUGCAAGAAUGGUCAAGCCAACAGACGGGAAGCUGGUGUGGUUCCUGGACAAGGCUGCAGCAUCAUCCCUUAAGGCUGACAAAGGAAGCGACGCCUCCUAUGAGCAUCACGAGUACUUACCCUGAAGAUCCAAAGGUUAUUUCGCCGUUAACGAGUGGAGGUAUGUAACGUAAGUAGGCAGUGGUAUGUAACGUAAGUAGGCGGUGGGAUGUGAUGGAAGAUGCUUGGUUGCCCAUUUUAGCUCGAUAUACUUGUAGUCUUGGCAUUAAUUUUGUCUGAGGGUCUAAGUUCCGGGAAAUGAAAAACUGCCCCUUGGUCCUUUUGCAAUGAGGUUAUUUAGAGCGAAGAAAUGUGUAUGCGAUGUCGAGAGCAAAGGAUGAGAACACUGGAUUUUUAACUGUGGUCGUAUUGUGGUAUGCGCUGCAUUCUAAUGCUAUCUGAUUGAAGUUAGAUUCUUUAA